Molecule: messenger RNA, 1453 nt
Organism: Gossypium raimondii (Peruvian cotton)
Lineage: Eukaryota; Viridiplantae; Streptophyta; Magnoliopsida; Malvales; Malvaceae
Product: serine/threonine protein phosphatase 2A 55 kDa regulatory subunit B alpha isoform
Exons: 5
Coding region: 947-1315 (122 amino acids)
Biological process (GO): peptidyl-serine dephosphorylation
Cellular component (GO): cytosol; protein phosphatase type 2A complex
Molecular function (GO): protein binding; protein phosphatase regulator activity
Source: RefSeq, a predicted model, not a curated record
AGAGGUUUAAACCUGACAAGGCGUUUGCUGGUACUUCUGAGAAGAGUGGUCUAAGAGACAGGCCAGUUGAGUUUGAAAAGGAAGUUGAAGAAGCUGAUCCAUUCGGUUUUGAUCAGUUCUUGACAGAGGUCAAGAAGGGCAAGAAAGCCAUGGACAAAGUGGGAUGGCUAUGAAGGAGGAUCUAAUAGAUCUCGCAUUAAUUUCGAAAGAGGACAUUAAUAUACAUGGUUCUGUAGCUUGUUUAUUUUCCCUUGUAGACUUUUAAAUAAUCAUAUUUCUCUGUUAUUUUAUAUUUGGCCGAUUUCUUGUCCCAUGACAUUUCAUGAAAUAGUAUAAUCUAUAGAGGAUAGUUGCUUCUUCUCAUUUCCCUUUCUGUUCGUUGAUAGUUAGGCCCCAUUCUCCUUUGCUUUUUAGAUGGACUUUUGCCAAAAAAAAGUUCGUUUCUCUUAAAAGUAAUAAAGAACAGCCUCCACUCCAGAAAAAUUUUCAUCAUCUGAAAAGUCCUUUUUGGCAUAUGGAGAAGUUAAAAAAUUUAACUUUUCUUCAGCCAAAAGUGCUUUUGGCUAAUAAUUUCCAUUUUUAACCUGUCUUCUCCCCCAAACGUUAUUUCCUCUGGUUCUUUGCAGAUAUCAAGUUCUUUGCAUGUGUUUCUUUUCCUCUGUUCUUUGUUCCUCUUCCGCCGGUGAUUAGUGAUUUACAUCACAAACUUGUUGCUCGCUUGUUCGAAAUUUGACAAGUUUAAGGGAAGAAAUAAGAAAGUUGCUCCAUACUUCUCGUAAAAACUUCGUUAUGGGUGGAGAAAUUGAAGGCUGAGAGGUCUCCUUCUAGAUGGUUAACCCGCAAGUUCAAAGUGACAAGAUUGGUGCAGCUCAUGAGAGAUGGUGGCAGAUAACCAGUGAAGUUGUUGAUGUGAAGCAGCAGUUGUUCCAACUGGGAAAGCUAGCCUAUGUCUUUCGGGAUGGGGCCUUCAAAUUCAUUGGAAAAAAGCUCAAGGAUGGUGAGCUUGUCGAGUUGGACAAUGGUUGUUAAAGAAGGCAUAAGAAGGGACAGUGAUGGAGAAACUUUUAUAUCAGCCGAUGAUCUACGUAUAAAUCUUUGGAACUUGGAAAUUAGCAAUCAAAGUUUCAAUAUUGUCGAUGUAAAGCCUGCAAACAUGGAGGACCUAACUGACGUUAUAACAUCAACAGAGUUUCACCCUACCCACUGUAAUAUGCUAGCAUAUAGUAGUUCAAAGGGCUCAAUUCGCCUCAUUAAUUUGCGGCAAUCAGCUUUGUGUGAUUCUCAUGCCAAAUUGCAAGUGUUCUACCGUUUUUAGUUUCUUUUGUUGAAUUUACUGAGAUUUGCACCAAAACUUUAUAUAGAUCUUGAUAGGUGAAGGUGUAUAUAUUUACUAUUUGUUUUCAGUAUUCUUUCUAAAAUAUAAGUACCAUUCUAUGCCAAAAGGUUUGAAGAA